Molecule: messenger RNA, 468 nt
Organism: Vigna umbellata (rice bean)
Lineage: Eukaryota; Viridiplantae; Streptophyta; Magnoliopsida; Fabales; Fabaceae
Source: RefSeq, a predicted model, not a curated record
AUGGCUGUGAGAAUGUUACGUUUUCUCGUAUCAAUGUCACUGCUCCUGCUGACAAGCCCUAACACCGAUGUGAUUGACGUUACUUUUUUCCAAAACGUCUUGAUUCAGGAUUCCUCUAUGCAAACUGGUGAUGAUUGUAUUGCCAUUAGUGGUGGCUCCUCUUUAGUCAAUGUUACUGGGAUUGCUUGUGGACCAGGCCAUGGAAUAAGCCUAGGAAAAAGGAAUGACACAGUGGAAGGAGUACAUGUACGAAAUUGUAGCUUGACAAAAACUAAAUAUGGAGCAAGAAUCAAAACGUUUCCGGUUGGAAUUGGUUGUGCAAAGCAAAUCACUUUUGAGGAAAUAACGUUGGUAGAAACCCGUUACCCAAUAUUUAUUGAUAAAAACUAUGGCAGUUAUCCUUCAACGGAUGAAGAAGUAGAAGUGAGUGGGGUGACAUUCAGAGGGUUUUCAAGGAACAUCCUUUGA